Dipodomys spectabilis (banner-tailed kangaroo rat) is the source of this 1171-nucleotide messenger RNA. It is a transcript of the gene Fcrl6, whose product is annotated as Fc receptor like 6. Gene Ontology annotation, biological process: cell surface receptor signaling pathway. The record is from RefSeq and is a predicted model, not a curated record. Gene Ontology annotation, molecular function: transmembrane signaling receptor activity. Lineage: Eukaryota; Metazoa; Chordata; Mammalia; Rodentia; Heteromyidae.
UUCCUUGUGUUUCCAGAUCUGUACUAGAAUGGACACCAUACUGCUAUGGAUGGUUAUACUCCUCUUUGUCACCUGUCAUGGGAAAACUGUCUGGCUGCGCCUCAGAGUCCUGCCACAGCCUGUUUUUGAAGGAGACACACUGACUCUGAAAUGUGAGGGAGAGAAGAACAAAGCUGUGUCGCAGGUGAAGUUCUACAAAGAUGGGGAAUUACUUGAUUCCCCUAACACCAACAGUUCCUUAAUCCUGGGGACAGCAACAACGGCAAGCAGUGGCCAGUACAGCUGCACUGGGACGGUGAUUUACAUAUCCCAGCUCACACAAACCUCAGCAACUACCGUGGUUCAAGUCCAAGAGCUGUUCCAGGUUCCUGUGCUGAGGGCCACCCCUCCAGAGCCCCAUGAGGAGAAUCUAUUGACCCUGACAUGUGAGACAAAGCUGCACCCCCAGAAGUCAGCCUUGAGGCUCCUCUUCUCCUUUUACAAGGAUGGCUAUACCUUGCAAGACAGGGGCCGCCACCCAGUACUCUGCAUCCCAAGAUUCAAGGAGGAAGACUCUGGGAUUCACUGGUGUGAGGUAGCCUCUGAGGGUGGCCAAGUUAAAAAAGAGAGCUACUGCGUGGAGAUCAUGGUCCAGGUUCCUGUAUCCUGUCCUGUGCUCUCUCUAUGACACAGGGCCACUGGCCCUGCUUUGGAAGACAUAGUAGAGCUCCUCUGUGAGUCUCUGAAUGGCUCCCUUCCAACCCUGUACUCAUUCUACUUGAUGGGGAGAUCUUGGGGAAACACCUGGGCUCCCUAUGGCAGAACAGCUUCCCUUCUUCUUCAAUGGUCAGUGAAGGAUGCUGGGAACUAUUCCUGUGAGGCCAAGAGCAGUGUCUCCAGAGAGAAGAGUGAGUCCAAGUAGCUCUUUCUGGAUGGUUCUCAAGUCUUGUCCACCCCCACCAUCAGCAACUGGCUGGUUGCCUGGCUACCUGGGAGUCUGCUUGGUGUAAUGUUCAUUGCUGCUGUGCUUCUAGCAUAUUUCAGACCCUGGAGAAAAGCUGGGUCCCUUCCAUCCCAGAAUCCAUCCCCAGCUCCAAAUGGAGAGCAGUGUCCACUACAUGACAAUGGUAAGAACUUCCAGCAGGACCCUGCCUGUCUGCAAAGGCAGAAGAAGAUAUCUCACAAGAAGUAG